AUGUUUGGAGAGAGCGGUUGUCGCGGUAUAACUGUGCGAUUUUUCACGAAGGAGAGGGGAUUCACCGAAAAUAAUUCUCAGGAAUUCAGACCGUCUGUGGGGCACCUUCAAAAUAGCUUUUUACCAGGAAAAGCGUUCAUCCCACCCAUUUCCUGGAAAGAGCCGCGUGAGGUAGUUAUUGCAAUUGCAGGCGACCAUUUGGCUGAUGAUACAGCCUUCCGAAUUACUCGCCGUGUUCCCCCACACCCGCAGCCCAUCCCCAGGACAUCCACGAUCGGCCGCUUAGGCGGGUUCCUUGCAGAGUGGGCUUUAUUGGAUCUGAACAUUCCACGAUGA
This is a messenger RNA of Histoplasma capsulatum G186AR, 336 nucleotides long. RefSeq lists its product as uncharacterized. The coding region runs from base 1 to 336 and encodes 111 amino acids. The transcript has 2 exons. The record is from RefSeq and is a predicted model, not a curated record. NCBI's taxonomy places the organism in Eukaryota, Fungi, Ascomycota, Eurotiomycetes, Onygenales, Ajellomycetaceae.